Molecule: messenger RNA, 9192 nt
Organism: Eimeria acervulina
Lineage: Eukaryota; Apicomplexa; Conoidasida; Eucoccidiorida; Eimeriidae
Exons: 15
Coding region: 1-9192 (3063 amino acids)
Source: RefSeq, a predicted model, not a curated record
AUGGGUCCAGAGCAACCGGUAGCAGCAGCAGGAGCUGCUGCUGCAACGAAGAGCGCCAGCACACUGCAACAGAAGCACGCAGAGUACGAGCAAACAGCUCUGCGUCUCAGCCUCUGCAGCGAUGAGUCUCUCGCCGUUGUGUUGAGGAAGCUGCUGCCGCGGGCAUUGCUGGAGCUGAUGACCUGUCCGCCCGCGUCUCUGCCCAAGGCAAGCAGAAUCAGGCACAGCAGCAGACUCAGCAGCAGAUGCAGCAGCAGGCGAUGUACCAGUGGCAGGACAAGCACAAAGGUCAUUGGAAUUGUGAACAGUUGCCUCCGUCGUGUUAAAGAGGCCCCAGAGGUUCCUGUUCCUGCGGAGGACUUGCUGAGUCUCCUAGCCGCAGCAGAGCAGCAACAGCGCACGGGCGAGAAGCAGCAGCUGUUGGAGCAGCAACUGGAGCAACUUCAACUCCCUCCCAUUCGAUCUAGCAACAUGUCGGUGGUGAGGGGCAUCGUCCCCUUGUUCAUCUCUGCCGCGAUACCUCGCCUAGACGCACAGAGUCUUUGCUCUCUCGGGCUUCUGCUGCUACAGCACUAUGACAAGUGGGCUGCUGCCAGCUACCCCAAAAUGCUUCUUUUGAUGUUGGAAUGCCUCGCUGUGCCUCAAGUCCUACAGACGCUGAAACAAAGCUGCAGCAAUCCUAUGGGAAUUCGCGUUCUAGAAGCACUUGCUGUAGUAAAGACGGAGGUACUUGUUGACAACGCCACUGCUGCACUAAGCAGCAGGAGCAGCAACAAGUUGCCUUGCUGCAGCGAGCCGUCUCCUUCCUUCCUUGCAGUAGUGCAGGCGAUAUGCGAGCUUCUGCUGCUGGGAGGGGACUCUGCCGCAGCAGCGGGAGCCGAUGAGCUGCUUCAGACGCAGCAGCUGCAGCAGAAGGCGGCACAAGUUGCACGAAGCAUUGACUGGACUGCACUUCACCGACGAAAGCAGCAACGAACCCAAGACGCUCACCGAGGGAAGGUGGGUGCCUUCGUCUGCCGCUGCUUCGUCGAUGUCUUGGGGUCAGAGGAAGCGGGUUCAACACCAGCAGGGGCAGCAGCUGCACCAUCAUCUGCAGCAAGUGCCGCAACUGCAGCAGCAUCAGCAGCAUCAGCAGCAUCAGCAGCAUCAGCAGCAUCAGCAGCAUCAGCAGCACCCGAAGAACCAGGAAAGGGGCUCUCAUUUGGUGCUGUCAAGUUGUGGGGAAAUAGCUGCAGGCUUUCUCGCCAAGAUUUGGUGCUUCAGCAGACGCGUGCGGCGCAGCUGCUAACAAAAGCUGCUAGCGCUGCACCGGUUGCAGACGAGAAAACAGCAGCAGCAGCAGCUGCUGCUGAUGCUGCUGACGAAGCUGCUGCUCCGAUUGGGAACCCAGAGGUGGCAAAUAGUGCCCAGGGCCUGGAAAAGGCAGCAACAGCAGCAACACCAACGGCAGCGGAAACAGCAGGACCACCGGCAAAAGCAACAGCAACAGAACAAGAAAAGAACAUAAUUGUUUUGCCUCCAGUCAUCCUCGGACCAAUCAUUUUGGGGAGCUGCGCCCCUUUUGCUUCGAUCUCCGAUCCCUGCACCGCUGCUCUCACUCGGCUUGCGACUGUGAGCAACACAGAUGACGAGCUGCUGCUGCAGCUGCUGUUUGACCUGGUCCUCCUCCGUCCACUGCAGCAGCUGCAGCAGCUGCAGAAGCAGACGCAGUUGCUUGGCUCCACAAGUCUCCGCACACAAGAACCUCGGGGCCCACUGCCCAGUAAAGUGCAGCAGAAGCUGCUGCAGCAAUUGGGCAAAAGCAGAGCUGCUGCAGAGAGGCGUUUUUGCCUCGCUACGCUGCAGCUACAGUGGGAGGCCCUGGGCUUGCUGCAGCAGGCCUUGCAGUGGGGGAUCAGCGCUGGACAGCCUACAGCCCGCGUCAGUGGCGCGCUGUCUUUUCUCCUUUGGUGCCUGCGGCUGCAGCGCUGGUUCUGCUGUGAUGUGCAUGCAGUAGGUGCUGCAACUGCAACGGGUGCACCUGCCUCAGAUGCAAUCCAGCAACAGCAGAUGCAGCAGAGGAUACUCUGCCCCUCCGCAGCCCGCGUAAGCUGCUUGCUUUUAGACUUCUUCUCCCGGGCACUCGAACAGCUGCUGCUAGUUGCAGCGCCCCCAGCAUCAGAGCUUCUUGCUGCUGACUUCAUGGAUCCAUUUGCUGCUUCCGCUGGUGCUGCGGAAGGGACGAACAACAGCGCCUUCAGCGGAGCCCAGCAAGUACUGCAGCAAUUUAUGCAGUGCUCUUCUGCUGUUUUUGCCGCCAACACUGUGGUGUCUCCUGACCUCGUAUUUCAAAUAAGUCAGGAUACCAUCCCUCCCACGCUUCGUCCGCGCACUGCAGCAGAGCUGUUGCUGCAGCCGGCCACGCGUGAGCUCCUCCCUCUUCUUCUGGACGCGGUAUCCACUGCUUGUCGCGUCUGUCCAGUCUCUCCUUUUCUUUGCAGCAGCAGCAACGGCAGCAAUCCAUGUAGCAGCAGCAGUUGCUCGCUUGUGGGGGCAGUGGAAGACGACCAAUCCUGGAGUGAAUCCUGUGGUGCGAUAGUGACUGAGGGAAUGCUGCAGCUGUUGCAGCAGCUGCUACUGCUGCUGCCCCGCGCUGUUGAGGCGGACGCACAUCAAAAGGGAGUGAAGGCGCAGUCGCAGAGACGACGCGCAGCCUCUGCUGCUCUUUCUCUCAGUGCGGCAUUGGACAACCCCACCACCCCCUCGGCCUUGCAAGCGCUACGCAGCUGCGGCGAUUGGCUGGCGAUGCGGUUGGGUUCCCUUAGAGAGGCUCUGCAGCAACAGACUCAUAUGCCGCAGCAGCAGCGGGUGUCGCUGCAGCAGCAGCAGGACUAUCUUGAGGGACAGCUUCUAACACUGCUGGACUGGACCUUCGCCAUGUGGCUGCGCCCGCCGGAACCUGCACCGGCAACGGACGCACCCCCACCAAACAAAACUGAGGCCAGCGAGGCGCCUCUUGAGACGAGUCAAAGCGAUUCUUUAGCCAGUUCUGCAGCGUCACAGCAGCUACUGCUCCAAGAAGGAUUGCGGUUAGCGGCGAAGGCCUUCCCCACGAACCACCCUGCCCACAGUUUGGAUACCACCAACAUCACCAGCGGCCGCGGCAGCAGCAGCACGUCGAAGGAGGUUUCUGUGGCUGAGACGGCAGCAGAUCUUUUAAAACAAAGUGAACGCCAGGAGCCCCCGCCAUUUGUUGCUUUGUUGCAUUUCUCCCUUCUCCGCCUCAAUUCGAAAGGAGGCAAAGUUGUUAAUGCUGAGGCGGCGCCGUCACAUCUACCAGGACCUGCUGCCGCCCACCUUUCUACGGACCCCCGCGGCGCGCAGCAGCAGCUUGCUGCUGCAGUCAACGCAUCACCAGAAGAAGCAGCGGAGAGGCUGCUGCCCCUUGCGAGUCGCCUCGCAGAGCUGCUGCAUAGCGAUCUCCGGCUGAGUGCAUGCAUGCGCCUUCAGAGUACGCACCAGGAUACGAAGGAAGGGGAACCAGGAGCAGAAGCAGCUACUGCAGCUGCAGCCUCUUCAACUCCCGAUGUGAGCUUACCCUUAAAGAAGCUGCGUCUCUCUUCGAAAGAAGACUUGGGAGUUGCUGCAAGAGGCACUGGACUUGGCGCGGACGACAUGCGCCUGUUUGCGGUUCUUCUCCUACCGUUGCUAGUGGCUAAGCAUUCCGAUGAGGCAGUCAGUGCCUCCAUGAGGUGCACCUUCUGUCGUUGCUGGAUGGGGCUACUAAGGUGGCAGCAGCAGCACCAGCUGCAGGCUGGAAGGCAAGGUGCAUCUCUGUUACCAUUGCUUUCCCUGCAAGUACCCCUGCUGGUAUCUUCAGUUCUGUUUGCACCACUUGGUUCUUCCUUCGCUGCUGCUUCCGUUGCUGCCGGUCCGGCAACAGCGAAGAAACGCGGAGCAGCUCGACACGCAGUACAGCAAACGCGCGAAGAUGCGCGGAGGGCUGCAGCGGAUUUGGUGCGUUCCUUUGCCGCUGCACUGCAGCAGCAACAACAGCAACAAAAAGAACCGAAGAUGCUCAGAGCAUCAGGACAUGAGCCGCUUCUUGAAGCAUUCCUCCCUGUUCUUUCAGGGUCUUCAUUUGGCGUGCAGCAGCUGCGGAAGCUCAAGAUCUUCGCUGCAGAACCGCCUUCGCCGCAGCAGCAGCAACACCAGCAAACUCCUAAUGACGCGCUGUAUGUGCAGCUCGAGGAAGCGAUGAACCAGCACCAGGAGCUGUCUUUGCAAACCGAAGAGAAGCAGAAACAGGAGGUGCAGCGUCUGCCAACACCGGGAGAGCUAGCGGGGAGCUUGGUUGUCGUGGGGUGUGUGUUUUCUGCUGGGGAGAACGACAUGACCAACAGCAGCAGCAGCGACAACACGGACAGGAACAUUACUGUGCAGGCAGUCUCUGCUGUGCUGAAGCACUUUUGCUUCUGGGCCACUGCGUACUGUGGGGAAGACUGUGUGCGGGCCGCGUUUCCGUUGCAGCAGCAACAUCAGGGUCAAAUGGAUGCGUUUGGUGCAUACGCCCAGCCGUGGGCGGACGCCUUGCUGCUGUGCAGCCUGGAGGCGCUAUCGCGAGCUCUGAGGGGUCACUGGCCGUCUGUGCUAGUUGCGGUGCGUUCUCUGGACGGAACGCAGCAGCAACAAGAACAGGAAGAAAAGGAGCAAGAGGAGCAGCAGAGAGGAAACAGAGGUGUUGUCUCCAUGGAGGCCUUGUUGGCCCUUCUAACGACGAUCUCCAAGACUAGUCUUAGCCGCUGCGUGGCUCCAGAGACUGGGCUUCUGCUGCCAGCUGCAAAUACCUCCCAACGAACUGGCCUACUGCUGCUUCAUUCCUCACUGCAGUCAGUUGCUUCUCUGGCAAGUCUCUGCGCAGCUCAGGCCUGCACAUUGAGCAGCACCAGCAGCAGCAACAGCAGCACCGAGACUGCUGCGUGGCGGGUGCCGUACUAUAGCGCCGUCAGGUGUUUGUUGGAGACAGCGCCUCUGGCUGCACCGCCGCUUCGAGCAGCUGCAGCUCUUGCUGUGGUGCGGCUUGUGCUGGACUUACACCACAUGCGCUCAGCUCCAGCGGCAGGGAAAGGAGCAGCAGAGACAGAAAUGCAGGCUCAGGAGGAGACAGCUAUAUCUGGGGAGGUGAAGCAGGUAUUGCUGCUGGUCGUGCAAUUGGUGCAGCUUCAGCAGCUGGAAGCGGCGUCCGACAGGAAGAAGGCCUCAGCAGGUGAGGAGGAGCAAGCAGCAGCAGCAGCUGUUGACGCUGCAACUGCCUCCGCUGCAGCAAACGGCAUCAAUGGAGAGCUUGCUCGUCUUGUCUUCGCCUCACCGAGUUUGAAGGUCUCCAUGUGGCACAGGGCUUCUAGCUCUGUGGUAUGCUGGCUUGCGGCGCUGCUGCUGCAUGCAAAGCAUUUGCCAGAAGUUGCUGAAAUGCUGCUGCAGUUUCAGCGGAUUUUCCUCGCAAGGGUAGGGGAUGCCGAUACAUUUGUGGGCCACUGUGCAUGGAGAGGGCUCAGCCGCUGUCUCCUUGCUGCUUGUUGUGGCAAGACAGCACCACCAGCAGCAACAAAAGGUACAGCAACGCCAGCAGCGACAGGAGCGGCGUCAAAAGGAAGUUCCGGAACGAUGCGAGAUAUGCUGUUACACGAGUUGUCUCUUCAUGUGGGCUCUCGCAUUUCUACUGGUCCCAGUGAGCAGGCGCUGAAGAUGCAGGGCUUCUCUGUACAGAACCAGCAGCAGCAGCAAAAAGAUAGCACGGCGGGAAGCAAAGAGGAAUCCAACGAAUCUCCUUGGGCCGGCUCAGCUGAACUGCAAGAUACGGAAGGAGGCCUGGCAAGGUCGAAGUUACUGCGGCAGCUGCUGCAGACAGCAAAAGAUACUAGACACACGGCUGUAGUGUAUGCGCUGCUUGACCAACCCCUCCCUCCUCUGUUUGUGGAGCCCUUGUGCAUUGCAGCGUGCGACGUCUCCACCCCUAGCUUCUGCCUCCCAGCCCUCAGACAGCACCUUCGGCUCAUCUCCCCCAGGAGUGGAGAUACUGAUGCAGCAGCAGACUCUGCUGCAGUUGCUGCAGGCACCGAAACUUCCGCAGUUUCACAAACAGUAGGAACAAGCGACGAAGCAGUGAAAGCAACAGAAAAUGCAGGCAUGGAAGAGCCAGAAACUUUGGUGGUGGAGGCCCAGGUCGCAGCCCUCAGAUUUUGCUGCCCCCUUUCUCUUUUGUUUGGCCUCUCCGUCUACUUCUGGCACCCAGCGACGCCGCUUAGACAAACUGUGGAGAUGCUGUCACAGGCAAGCAAACACGCGUUCAUGCUUGCACUGCAGCAACAGAAGCAAACGCAGCAGAAGGCCCAGCUUUCCGCGUGGCAACAGGUUGUGCAGCAGAUUGUCAAGCGCCUGCAGAGCGCCAAUCAAUUCCUCAGAGAAGCCGCAUGCAAAGCAGGGGCAGACGUACUGAAGCGGGGCCAUGACUGGGCCGAGGUAGAGCCGUUCUUUUCAGACCUCUGGCUCUCUGGUGCGCGCUGUCUAGAUGACGUCGUUGACGAAGUUAGGGCGGCAGCGGCGGCUUUAGGGCGCGCCCUCAAGGCCCUCACAGUAGAGAUAUGCCACGAGGGGCCUCCCCUAGUGGCCUCACUCCGCAUUCUCUGUCUAGACGUUCUCGGAGAGAGCGUCGCCAACUGCAUCGCAUCACAAAGACGCAAGCAGUCCAAAGAAACGGCCAAGAUGAGCUCUGAGACUCUCGGCAGCCCGGCCGUUGACGCCACAUCCGUCACUGCCAGUGGCAGCAGCAGCAACAGUAGCAGCAGCAGCAGCAAGGACUGGAUGGUCCCUUUGGUGCUGUUCCUGAUUGAAGGUCUGGCUGCCUUUGAGCCUCGUGCUUUCUCUUACCACCAGUUUCACGCUGAGAGACUGCACGGGAUCUCGCAGGCAGACUUCGAGAAGACCCGGGCCCGGCAGAUGGAUCUGAGCGCUGUGGGGCCACUGGUGCAGCCCUUGGUGCAUAAGCUGCGAGGAAGUGUUGGAGUUGCGAGUCGUUGCGGGGUUUGUUUUUUCGUGUGUUGGUUAUUUGACGAGUGGGGAAAUAAAAUCCCCGAUGUGGCCGUACACUCGAAACGGUUUCUCAAGGCUUUCGCCCGAAGUCUCCUGGAUCCUUCACCUACCGUCAGAGGAGCUGCAAUCGAAGCCUUUUCUGUGGUUUGCAAGUUUGCUACCCCGCAAGCAAUGCAAGAGGUUCUAGAGAAGCAGCUACUGCAGCUGCCACCAGCUGAAUGCAUCAACAUUCAAGAGAGAGAGGAGGCGCAGCUGGGUGUAGGGAAUGCCCUUCUGCACGUAUCCAGGCGGGCCAGCGAGCUAUUUAAUGGAGAAUUGAAGGGAGCUAUUGGAGCCUUGGCUUUUUGUCUUCGCCACAGCAGUAACUCAGGCGUUUCUGAGGUGUAUAGGGACCUCUGGACAGAAGUUGCUGGCUCUGAUGCCUUUGGAAUACCCCGAUUUCUCUGUUCUAUUAAGGCCAAGUUACAGCAGCAACUGGCUCUUUCAGUGCGGGAAGAGAGGCUGACUGCUGCUCGCGCUGUUUCGACAAUAGCUGCCCACGUCGCUUCCAUCUGGAGAGAGGGGCUCCCAUCAGAAUUUGCAGAUGUGCAAGAAGUGUCCAUCAUUAGGGAUCUGCAAGAGGCCGUAACAGGGCGUCUGCUACAGGGCCAGGCGUCCUUUAAGGGCGUGGCGCCACUGUACAUCGCUGUAUUAGAUGCAAGCGCUGCUUUGGACGGACUGCUCGCACUGCAGAGAUUGUGUGGCUCUUCAGCAUCAGGAACGAAGCAUGCACCCGAGUCCGAUGCGCAAGCUGCAGCAAGCAGCAGCAGCGCUACCGUCGCCAAGCGUCUACUGCGAUUGCAUGCUAGCGAUAAACUAGCGGUCGUGGCGCACAUCCCCACGUGGCUAAAGUUGCUGCCUUCUGCAACUCGCGCGUCCCAGCCGUUUGAUGAACUUCUUGCCCUUGUUCACUCCGUUUUGCAAAGGGUUGAUCAGGGUUCCCCUGAUGAGGAUGAGUCGACAGAGGAGGGUGGUCUAGAGAAAGGGGAGACUGCGAAACAAGGAGGAACAUCAAGUUACCUCAACAACGGGCAGUUGAACUCCCGUGAUGAAGCUGCACUUCGGGCAGGAACGUUGGCGUUGCUGCGCUUGCUUGGGACUGAUCUUUGUCUUCGACUUGGUGUAGAGUGCGAUAUGAAAGCAGACGAAGCAGCAGACAGCCUAGAGUCGGAAGCAGCAGGUGCUGCCGCUUUCUCAGCUGCUUCGUGGAUCAGCUUGCCGACAAAAGAAGACGAAAUAGGCGUCAUGGUCUUCACCGCCUGGAAAUGCAGCAGCAGCGAUAGAAGCAGCAGCGAUAGCAGCAGCAGCGAUAGCAGCAGCAGCGAUAGCAGCAGCACCAACAACAACAGCCGCAGCAGCAGCAACACCGGACAUGCCGGUGUGAAGGAAUUCCUGGGUUUGUUCGUUAGGUAUCAGUUGACGUCUGUACAGCUCAAAGUUGACCUCUUGCAGAGGCUUUCCGAUCUCCUUUGUUUGCUGACAAGGCUUUCUGUUUGCCUCUGUGCCGUGGCGGAGCCCCAGGAGUGGUGGGCUGUCUUCACACGCCUUGGAGAGUAUCUUCGGCAGCGAAAAUACCCUCGGCUCAGACUUGCUGCAGCAAACACUGUAGCCGAGCUCGUGCGACACUACAUACAUGUUGGAUCGAGCCCAAUCAAACAGCAGGAGAGACUACAUAAACACCAGGAGCAGCAAGAGGAAGGGGGAGAGACAGCUGUGACAGGCGGCACAGGCAUCGAAGGUGGAGACACUGAACUACACCGCAAGUUUUGCUUCCCUGUGGAGGAGUUGCUGACGGUGGCAGGGAGCAUAACAGCAGCAUCAUCAACAGAAAAAGCAGCAACUGAGUCAUUGCAACCAGCAUCUGCCUAUUGGCAAGGGACCUGGUCAGCGUUUUCUCUUUGCGUAUCUCCGCCGUCACAACAGCACCAACAGCAAGACGAAGAGACCUUAAGUGAGGUAGGAGGCCGAGUUCAGGAGAUGCAGAGAUCUCUUCGCCUUCGUCUUAGCGAGGCACAGGAUAGAGAAAACGCCUGCUGCAAAAAUUGCAGUAGCGGCAUUGCCACUAGGCCGGAAUCACCCCACUAA